Penicillium verrucosum is the source of this 447-nucleotide messenger RNA. RefSeq lists its product as uncharacterized. The transcript has a single exon. The coding region runs from base 1 to 447 and encodes 148 amino acids. The record is from RefSeq and is a predicted model, not a curated record. Lineage: Eukaryota; Fungi; Ascomycota; Eurotiomycetes; Eurotiales; Aspergillaceae.
AUGCGCGAGCACCACUCUGAGAUUAGUGCUAAAGUGCAAGAACGAGAACUGGUUGGAGCAACCCCGCAUCUCCGACUCCUUGAAUGGAUAGAAAAUUACCACUCUCAUAUGGAGAAACUUUUGCCUCAGCACGCAGCAGUCGAGAGAAUACCACACGUCUUAGGAGAAGUGAAGUUCGUGUCCGGAGAGCAACUUCGUAAUCGCCGAUUUCUAGAUUGGGCUUUCGUUCAACUCUCCAGAGAGGCCGAGGAACAAUGUUUCAGACCUAACCGCAUGUUUCAAAUUCCUCCCGCCUUUCUGCCAGAAAAGUUCAUACCUCCUCGCCCUACUAUGGUUAUCCAGGAGCACGGUGUUCUAAACGAGUUUGGCUCAUCAGCCAACCUAGGCGAGCCUUUUGCUACGACGGAUAUUCGGGCUCAUUCAUUCUCAAUGGAGAUGGAGCUGUAA